AAAUGUCAGCAGAGGAAAGGAUUCACCACAAGUCGGGAGGCAUUCCACGCAGCAGAUCAGAAGGAAAUUUGAUUGACAUAGAUGAAAGAAAACCUUCAACAAAUGGCAAUAUAACAGGAGGACAAGAAGACUUAUGUGUUAACUGGUCUGAUAUAUUUACCCAGAAUGAUGGUCGUAUUUACGAAUCUACCAAUCCCUUCAGGGAAGAACUCUCAGCUUCUAAUCCAUUCUUAGAUGACAUUGCCCAGUUAAGGAACAACGAAAAGAGGGACAUGAACGUUUCCAUCUUGAAAGAAGAUCCUUUGCUUUUCUUUAGGGAAGCAGACUGUGGAAGUUCUUUUGAUUCAUCAGGUGAAGACCUAGGUACUCAUGACUUGCAAAGGAAGCCCUCAGCAAGGAAAUGUGGGAGGUCCAAAAGCGUUUCGGAGAUUCUAGAUAUUUUAGAUAGUCAGAACUAUGAUCCCGAGAGCCCAGGAGGCUCUAAUGAGAUCCUAGCUCAUGACAUGGAGUGGCUUCAAAAUGACCGCGAGGCCUACAAGAUGGCGUGGUUAAGUCACCGGCAGCUGGCCCGCUCCUGUUUGGAUUUAGGGACGAUGAGUCAGAGCCCAGGGUGGGCACAGACCCAAGCUACAGACACCCUCACCGUCUGCAGGCUAGACCACGAAGGAGGCUCAGUCCAGCUCCCCGAGUCGGACAUCACUGUCCACGUGCCUCAGGGACACGUAGCAGCCGGGGAGUUCCAAGAGGUAGCCUUGAGAGCUUUCCUUGAGGCUCCGCCAUCCCUCAACCACGAUCAUUCGUGCACCGUGAGCCCCCUGUUAGAAGUCACGUUGAGUAACCUCAACACCACGGAAGCCAUUCUUCUGGAAAUGAAGAUUGCCGCCGAAGUGAAGGCGGAUCCCUUCAGCCAAGUCAUGACGGAGAUCGUGUGUUUGCACAGCUGCCACAAAGGUGGGCCUUUCAGAGUCCUGAACAACUGUUACGUUUACCAAGAUACAGUCCAGGUGAAAUUAACUGACCUGAGUCGGGUGAGUUACCUGGUGGCGGUAGUGCAGGCUAAAGCCAUCACAUCCCCGGCUACCACGGUUUGGGAUUAUAUCCAGAGGACCAUCUCCGUUGGAAUUUAUGGGCCCAAAUAUAUUCAUCCCAGUUUUACGGCAGUUUUUACAGCUUGUGGACAUAACUACAUGCCUGGGAAACUCACAAUUUAUGAUAUCAAAAGGGGUGGAAAGAACACAUCCCCGGUCGUGUUUCAGCUCUGGGGGAAGCAUAAAUUUGUCCUCGACAGACCACAGGACCUUAGUGUUGUGCUGCUAUCUCGUGAUCCUGAUUUUGAGGUGAAGACGGAAGACCAACGGAAAGAAAUUAAAGAAGAGCAGUUGAAAGCAGGGGAAGUGGUCCACCGGCAAUUUCCGUUCUGUACCGUGGGACGAGGGGGAAGGCAUUUGUUCGUUUUUCUCGUCCAGAUCGAGGGUCGAAACCACAGCCCAGUGACGCAGUUCUACAUCACAACACCUGAUCCGGCCCCCAAGUUGCUUAGGUUCCCCGAAACACGGAAUCAUCUGCAGAAAAGGAAAGAGAUCAAAUCUGCUCCUCUGCCACUGCCCACAGUCAUUAAAUACCCCAGGUUUCAGGACAGAAGUUUGAGUUUUGCCCACUACGCUGUGACUCUCAAGACGGUGCUACGUCAGAGUAAGGUGGACUACUUACUCGAGUAUUUCAAAGGGGACACGAUAGCCCUUCUUGGAGGAGGCAAAGUGAAAGCCAUCGGACAAACCAAAAUCAAGGAAUGGUUUGUCGGGGUUCUCAGAGGAAGGAUUGGCCUCGUGCACCACAAAAAUGUGAAAGUGAUUUCGAAGGAACAAGUGAUGAGCAUGGUCGACUGCUCAUUCACCUCCAAGAAACUUCUCGAACAAAUGGCCUUUCCCUUUAAGAAACUGACGUACAUCUAUUCAGCAGUCUUGACGUUGGUGUCGGAGAAAGUUUACGACUGGAAAGCCUUAGCUGAUGCUCUAGGAUAUUCCCAUCUGUCACUGGAAGAUUUUGAUCAGAUCCAAGUGGACAAAGAGUCAGAUAGAGUUGCCUAUGUUGUGAAGAAGCUGAAGGAAGACUGCCACGCGGACAGAAAUAAGAGGAGAUUUCUCUAUGAGCUUGUUGUUGCACUGCUGAAGAUGGAUUGCCAAGGGUUAGUGGCACAUCUUAUCCAAGAUACUGUGAUUCUAACUUCAGCUGUCAAACUUGGGAAGUGCUGGAGGGAACUGGCAGAAAAGUUAGCCCGCCUCACUAAACAACAGAUUGAAGCGUAUGAAGUUCCCCAUCAAGGCAGAGCUGGUCAAGUUGCUCUAGAGAUGAUGUGGAAGCCUGCAUACGAUUUUCUGUACACGUGGGGAGCUCACUAUGGAGACAGUUACCGGGAUGUGUUACGAGAUCUGCAGUCGGCUUUGGAUAAAAUGAAAAACCCCGUGACGAAGCAGUGGCGAGAAUUAACUGGGGCACUGAUCCUAGUGAACUGUAUGGAGGUUUUGAGAGCAAAUGCCUUCCCCAUUAUGGAGAAUUAAAACUCAUCUUUGGAAGAAGAAUGAUAGGAAACAGGAUCCAUUUUUUACAAAGUUGCUGCUUUUGUGGAUCUGAAGAGAACCCGCCUGCCUCCUUCCCAGCUGCAGGCUACAGAACAGAGGCAUAAGCAGAAAAGAAGGGGUUCAUUUGUAGAUCAAAUGAACUUCCAGGUGGCGUGGAAAGCAGUCUCUUUAUACAGGAACAAACAGGAGAAACUCUCUCCACUUCUCAGAAGCUAUUGUUGCAUUGCCCAGAGUGAAGAUUAACUCUUGAAACUGGAGCCAGGAAACCCUUCUCUCCAUAGCCUAGAGAACAGGGCAAGAGAAAGGGCUGGACAGAAAUGACACAAACACUGAGAAAUCAGAUGAGGCCUAAGAAGCUCUCCUGUGCCAUUCCUCUACUGCUCCCAUUGACCGCCUUCUGGGAGACCACAAGAGACAGUAAAAAAAAAAAAUCUGUCUUUAGAGAAAGUCAGCUAUCUGAUCUCAGGCGGGGGCCUGAAGCUGGUACCAAUCUCUAAUCCCUUUAAAAUCUUAUCCAUGCCUUAGAACCUGCCUGCUUCCCUUAAAAUCUGGAAAUCGGCAUCAGACGUCUUAGUUUUCUAACAGGGGAACGAACUCAACCUAGGAAUGGAGUUAAUCCGGAAGGAGCUACAGUCACCUCCAGUUGCUUUGAAACAUCCAGAAAGCUCUGCCACUUCCCUCGCAAGCAAAUUCAUCCAAGACACACAGAUAUCCAUGGUAUAUAUUGUUUCUAAACUCUCUCCAGAUGUUGCCCAGAAUAUCAUGUUUACAUUGUGAAAGAGAAGAGAAUGUAAAUUCCAUCUAUGAACCUGAUGUUGACAGAGCAGGCCAGUGUUUAUUGAGAUGUAUUCAUCAGCUUUCUCUUAAUCAUCUGCCAAUGUUUAUAUUAUUUUGGGCCCAGAAGAUGCCAUCAGGAAUAAUCAUAUUCCCUGCCUGUCCAAAAAAGAUUCACCAAUCACAGGUAAUGGAUUGUGGGACGCAUGCUUUCUGACUGAGGGCUUAUAUUUUUGGCUAAGUCAUAGAGGCAAGAGAGUUUACAAAAGAAAUGAUGAUCUUUUGGCUAAUAAAACAAAUAAAUAAAAAUGUUUCAGUCAGUGUUAGAAGAGCAAAGUUUAACUUUGAACAAAUCUGAAAAAGCUGGCAGAUGGAGUGCUGAAUUGUGGUUUAAGAACAAUCCUUAAAGCGGCCAGUAUUUAUGUUUGAUGAUAUCAGAGCCCAGUCUGCUCUGGAAGUUACGUACACAUGUCCCAGGGCAGAAUUUAUUUUAGUUGAAUGGGAAAUCGGAGAGAAGAGGAUCCAACGACUCAAACCGGACUUUGCUAUGGAGAUGUUUUGCUUCGCUCAGACAUUUCUGACCAAUUCAUUAACAUAUCUGUAAACCCAGAUAAACUCUUAAAGAAGGACGUUUAUGAUCCAGGAGUUGCGUUUUUAUAAGACUUUGAAGGAAGGAAAUCUUUUUAGGCAGCCGAAAGUAGUUAGGGACAAAUACGUUCACCUUAUGCCACCUCUGUAUACUUUAACCCUUUAAAAGUCACUUUAUUUUUGCAUUUGGGAAAAACUGAGGAAAAGUGAAAAAAGUGGCUUCAGUCAUGUACGGAAGAGCAAGAGUUUAAUCCUGCAACAAAGGUGUCUAUGAGUCUCAGCUCCAACAUCCCGGCCUGCAUUCCUUCCCUCUGCUUCUCUUAAAUCCAUCAGCACCACUUCACUGCAGAUUUUUCUGUUUCCAUCCUUCAUUAUCAUCAUCAAUGGUAUUUAAAGAGUACUAACUAUAUGCAGAGCACUGCAGUAAGCACUUGGAAGAGUACAAUACAAAGCCUUGCCCACAGUGUGCUUAUCUUCAAAUGGAUUUUCCUAACUGUAGUGGGUUAACUGUGUACUUCUGAAUUGUCUUUGUUGUUCGGACAACCUCAUCCAAAUCAUAUUCGCAGGCAUUUUAAAACCUUCAGCCUUGUUCCUAUUCUUCACAUCACAUAACCAUCGAACCUCACUUGUGAAAAGAUGAUGGGAGGCUCGGGUAGAGGGCCAAAGACUCAGGAUUCGUGAGUUCUUUCUGUUCCACAUGACUUUAGAUCCUUCACAUAACGUUGCAGUCACUGAGUUCCUCUAUCAGGUAAAGCAUAAAUGCAUGUUCCAUUCGUGCCUGCAGAGAAAAGUUUAAGUUCCUCAAGAAAAAAACACACAUGUACCUUUAAACGAGAAGGCAACUACUAGUGAUUAUUGCUUCUUAACUACUUUUAAUGAUAUUUUAAAAGGCGGCUCUCUGAGUGUUCCUGUCAUUCAAGACCCAAGAAAGGAUGGGAGAAUGAUGGAAACUAUCACUGUGCUAAAACUAUAUGAGGAUGGAAUAUUUCUAUUAAGAUCUUAACCAUGGAUGCUAACUCUGAGCCCAUCCUAGAAGACAUCCUUCCUCAAGGCUGCAUAAAUAUGGUCUGGAACUUUUAUCUCCUGAGUUUUCCAAGUGGCACAUGACAGAGAGUUCAUGAAUGACCUGGGAUAUCAGCAACGCAUGAGGGCCCACAUUUUUUUCCUUGGCGUCCCCUUGCCCUCCUGACUAUUAUGUGCCUAUGAUGCGGAAUGGAACCUUAGGCAUGUGUUGGUCAUAUUAACCACACCCACACAUAUGGACAAGACUUGAGUCGUAUUUAUUGAGCACUUCCUGUGUGCAGAGCAUUGUACAGUAUAUCAGUAUAACAGAUAAAUUCCCCAACUACAACAAGCUAACUUGGUGAAAGAUAACACUUGUUAGGGACAGAUGAAAGUUGGUGAAGGUUGGGUUUGUAAAAAUUCUCCAAGAAUACCCGAUUGAAUUCUAGUUGCAGAAAACAUUUUGGAAAAAUCUGGGGAGCUGAGAACUCAUCUUCAACAUCUUUCACCUGGGCAGUUUUUAUUAUCUUCAUGGAUUAGAUGUGAAUACAGGCAACAGGGCUAAAUCCUAGAGAGGUGCCUCAGAGUGUUACGAUUUCUGAAGAGUAAAUUAUGAUUUUUAUACCUAUUUUGUAAUUUUUUUAUUGAAUGUGUUAAUGGAUUUUCAGACUCAGUAAAUAAAAUACCUUGCUGUCAUGGACAAA
This is a messenger RNA of Ornithorhynchus anatinus (platypus), 5647 nucleotides long. It is a transcript of the gene MACC1, whose product is annotated as MET transcriptional regulator MACC1. Lineage: Eukaryota; Metazoa; Chordata; Mammalia; Monotremata; Ornithorhynchidae. The record is from RefSeq and is a predicted model, not a curated record. The transcript is spliced from 4 exons. Bases 3 to 2558 code for a protein of 851 amino acids. Gene Ontology annotation, cellular component: cytoplasm.